Messenger RNA from Oenanthe melanoleuca, 5374 nucleotides. It is a transcript of the gene MAST3, whose product is annotated as microtubule associated serine/threonine kinase 3. Gene Ontology annotation, biological process: peptidyl-serine phosphorylation; intracellular signal transduction. The transcript has 27 exons. The record is from RefSeq and is a predicted model, not a curated record. Gene Ontology annotation, molecular function: protein serine/threonine kinase activity; ATP binding; magnesium ion binding. Bases 131 to 4534 code for a protein of 1467 amino acids. Lineage: Eukaryota; Metazoa; Chordata; Aves; Passeriformes; Muscicapidae.
GAGCCCGGCCCCGCUCCCGGCCCCGCUCCGGCCCCGCUCCGGCCCCGCUCCGGCCCCGCUCAGGGCCCCGCACGGUCCCGGGGGCGCCGCUCGGUGCCGGAGGACGCGGCCGGGCCCCGGCGGGGCCGCGAUGUCGGACCCGAGCUGCUGGGGAGCCGCCCCGCCCGGUUACCGGGGCCAGCGGGCGGCCGGCGCCCUCCUCCAGCGCUCCAAGAGUUGCCGGAGCAGCAAUAGGAAGAGCUUAGUGGUGGGCACCCCCUCUCCAACCCUCUCACGGCCUCUCUCCCCGCUCUCCGUGCCAACAGCUGGGAGCAGUCCCUUGGACAGCCCACGAAACUUCUCUGCCAGCACCUCCAUCAACUUCCCCUUCGCUCGCAGCCAUGCUCCUCGGACUGACAGGGCUGAUGGCAGAAGGUGGUCACUGGCUUCGUUACCCUCCUCUGGCUAUGGGACCAACACCCCCAGCUCCACGGUCUCGUCAUCUUCAUCCUCCCAGGAGCGCCUGCACCAGCUGCCGUACCAGCCCACCCCCGACGAGCUGCAUUUCCUUUCUAAGCAUUUCCGCAGUACGGAGAGCGUCACGGACGAGGAGGGCAGGCACUCGCCCUGCCUGCGGCCCCGAUCCAGGAGCCUCAGCCCUGGAAGGACGGGUGGAACGUUUGAUAAUGAGGUGGUGAUGAUGAACCACGUCUACAAGGAGAGGUUCCCCAAGGCCACAGCCCAGAUGGAAGAGCGCCUGCAGGACACCAUCACAAACUUCUCCCCAAGCAGCACCCUGCCCCUGGCAGAUGGGGUGCUGGGCUUCAUCCACCACCAGAUCAUCGAGCUGGCCCGAGACUGCCUGGCCAAGUCCCAGGGAGCUCUCAUCACCUCCCGCUACUUCAUGGAGCUGCAGGAGAAACUGGAGAAGAUGCUCCGAGACGCCCAGGAGCGUUCUGAGAGUGAGGAAGUGAAGUUCAUUGACCAGCUGGUGAGGAAGCUGCUGAUCAUCAUCUCCCGCCCUGCCCGACUUCUGGAGUGCCUGGAGUUCGACCCAGAGGAGUUUUACCAUCUCCUGGAAGCUGCAGAAGGGCACGCCAAAGUUGGACAGGGAAUAAAGACCGAUAUCCCCCGAUACAUCAUCAGCCAACUGGGGCUCGUCAAGGACCCUCUGGAGGAAAUGGGGCAGCUGGAUCACUUUGACAGUGGGAACACCAUCACACCGGAGAACGAUGACACCUGUGAGAGCCAGCCCUCGGUCACCGUCCCGCGGAGGAAGCCCUGCGAGGGGGACUUUGAGACCAUCAAGCUGAUCAGCAAUGGGGCUUAUGGGGCCGUGUACCUGGUAAGGCACAGGGAGACGCGGCAGCGCUUCGCCCUGAAGAAAAUCAACAAGCAGAACCUCAUCCUGAGGAACCAGAUCCAGCAGGUGUUUGUGGAGAGGGACAUCCUCACCUUUGCUGAGAACCCCUUUGUGGUCAGCAUGUUCUGCUCCUUCGAGACGAAGCGACACCUCUGCAUGGUGAUGGAGUACGUGGAAGGGGGGGAUUGUGCCACGCUGCUGAAGAACAUGGGCCCACUGCCCGUGGACAUGGCCAAGAUGUACUUUGCUGAGACCGUCCUUGCACUGGAGUAUCUGCACAACUACGGCAUCGUCCACCGGGACCUCAAACCUGACAAUUUGCUCAUCACCUCCAUGGGCCACAUAAAGCUGACAGACUUUGGUCUGUCAAAGAUUGGCCUGAUGAACAUGACCACCAACCUCUACGAAGGGCACAUGGAGAAGGACACGCGGGAGUUCAUGGACAAGCAGGUGUGUGGCACUCCAGAGUACAUUGCCCCCGAAGUCAUCCUCAUCCAGGGCUACGGGAAGCCCGUGGACUGGUGGGCCAUGGGCAUCAUCCUCUACGAGUUCCUGGUGGGCUGCGUCCCCUUCUUCGGAGACACCCCCGAGGAGCUCUUCGGGCAGGUCAUCAGUGAUGAGAUUAUGUGGCCAGAAGGGGACGAGGCUCUCCCUGCAGAUGCCCAGGACCUGAUCACACGGUUGCUGAGGCAGUGUCCCCUGGAGCGCCUGGGCACUGGAGGUGCACAUGAGGUGAAGCACCAUUCCUUCUUCCUCCAUCUGGACUGGAACGGGCUGCUGCGGCAGAAGGCUGAGUUCAUCCCCCAGCUGGAGUCGGAGGAUGACACCAGCUACUUUGACACUCGCUCCGAGAGGUAUCGUCACUUGGAUUCAGAGGAUGAGGAAACCAACGAUGAGGAAUCAUCAGUGGAGAUUGGGCAGUUCUCCUCCUGCUCCCACCGCUUCAGCAAGGUGUACAGCAGCUCAGAGUUCCUGGCAGUCAACUCCACCCUGAGCCUCUCCUCCUCUGACCGGAGUCACUGCGAUGACAAAGAGGAGCGGUGGGACCGGCACUCGGGAGACGAGGACAGGAGCCGGCCAGCGGGCACUGAGCCCCGCCUCCGCUCCUGGACGUCGGGCAGCACCGCGCCGUACACCUCCCGGCACGAGCGGAGCCGCAGCCCCACCGCCCUGCCCAGCACCCUCAGCCUGGACACCAUGCCCAAGUUUGCCUUCUCCUCAGAGGAUGAGAGCCCUUGUGUGGCGUCCUCCAAGCCAGAGAGACCCAAGUUUGUGGUGGGAGACUCGGACGCGGGGACUGGCGGCGCGGUGAAGCAGUCGGCGUUAUCUGCCGAUCUUGUCAGCCUGAACCGCAUCCGCCUGCGGAGCAACAGCACCGGCACCAAGAACUCGACUCCCCGGAGCCUGGAGCCGAGCGGGGGCCGGCGGCUGAGCACCCAGAGGGACGUGCCGGACAGGCAGAGAGCCUCCCUGGGCAGCCGUGUGCCCAAAUCUGCCUCAGUCUCAGCCCUGUCCCUCAUCAUCACCUCAGAUGACUUUGGUGGUAGUGCCCUGAUGAGCCCCAUCUCCCCUCACUCCCUCUCGUCCAACCCCUCUUCCCGGGACUCGUCCCCGAGCCGAGACUCCUCGCUGGCCAUCGCCAGCCUGCGGCCGCCCAUCAUCAUCCACAGCUCGGGGAAGAAGUACGGCUUCACCCUGCGAGCCAUCCGCGUCUACAUGGGCGACAGCGACGUCUACACCGUCCACCACAUGGUCUGGAGCGUGGAGGAGGGGAGCCCUGCACAGGAGGCCGGGCUGAGGGCAGGAGAUCUCAUCACACAUGUGAAUGGAGAGUCUGUGCUGGGUUUGGUGCAUCGGGACGUCGUGGAGCUGCUGCUGAAGAGUGGGAAUAAAGUGGCCCUGCGGACUACUGCUCUGGAAAACACCUCCAUUAAAAUUGGUCCUGCACGGAAAAACAGCUCCAAGACAAGGAUGGCACGGAGGAGUAAAAAGAGCAGGAAAAGGGAUGGCCAAGACAGCAGGAGAAAGUCCCUUUUCAAGAAGAUCUCCAAGCAGUCGUCGGUGCUGCACACCAGCCGCAGCUUCUCCUCUGGUCUCCACCACUCUCUGUCCUCCAGCGAGAGCCUCCCGGAGUCCCCCACGCACAGCCUGUCCCCGGGUCCCACCACGCCGUGCCGCAGCCCCGCUCCCGACCUGCCCUCAGUGACCUUUUCUCUUUGUACGGCAGAUGCUGUGUCCCCUCAGAGCACCUCUCCCUCCUCCAGCACCCCAACGUCACCCGCCGGCCACGUGCGCCCCAGCUCCCUGCACGGGCUGGCCCCCAAACUGGGUGGGCAGCGCUACAAAGUGGGACGUCGCAAAUCCACCAGCAGCAUCCCCCCCUCGCCCCUGGCCUGCACCCCUUCCUCGGCCCAGCGCCCGCCUUCGCCCCAGCGCUCCCCAUCCCCGCUGCACGGGUACCCCAAAACCCCGCAUUCCUUCCAGGGCAAGACCCUGUCCCCCCCCACCAUCGUCCGGCAGAGCUCCCGGCCCCGCAGCGCCGACUGCCCCCGCUCCCCCCUGCUCAAGCGCGUCCAGUCGGCCGAGAAGAUCGUCACCAUCCUGGCCGAGAAGAAAACCGGCGGCGGCCGCAAGCUGGGGCUGGAGAUGUCCACGCUGGAUGGGGAGGCCAUCGGGGAGGGCGACCCCGGGGAGCACGGCUACCACCCCGCCAGGCACGACCGGGACCAGGAGAUGGUGGUGAUGCGGCGCCUGAACCUGUCGGAGCGCCGGGACUCCUUCAAGAAGCAGGAGGCGGUUCAAGAAGUGAGUUUUGACGAGCAGGAGACGGCGGCGGGGAGCGAAGACAAGAGCGAGGAAGGGCAGGGCGCGGCGGAGCCGCCGGCGAGGCCCAAGCCCAGCACGGUGCCGCAGAUCGCGGUGCAGGGCUCGGAGAGCGACGAGCAGGAGCCGGCGGUGGCCGAGUGGGAGUGCCAGGGCUCCUACCCCAUCAGCAGCGCCGAGCAGCCAAACAGCAGCGUCUCCUCGCCGUGCUGGGAUGGGUGUGAGCACCGGGACCGUGGCUCCCAGCAGCAGCGGAACUGCGGGCAGGGGUCACCCGGCCACUGGCAAGUGCCAGCCCAGGGCCAGCAGCCGCCUGGCGCUCAUCUCCCGGCUCCCCGGGGCGUGUGGAGCGGGGCCAAGCACGCCUGAGCCCCACGCUGGCACCAGGGAUGGUUCAGGCUCCCUGUGACAUCCCCAGCACCCUGUCCUGUGCAGCAGAUCCAUGAGAGAAACGUCCCCGGAGCCACUCUGGACGCUGGCCGGGCCGGCUGUGCCCCGGCUCUUCGCCCCCCUGGAAGGCUUUUUGUACUCCCUGAAAGAUGCUCAUAUUUUUAUAGAGAUGCAGGAGCUUUUCCGGCAGCGGCUUUUCCCCAGCUGGGCCCCAACCUCUGUGUACAGAAAGGACUCGAUGCAAAUAUUCCUUAAUUAAUUUAUUACUUUUUAUAAGCUAAACGGGCAGUGCAGGACUGUCGCAGGGGCCAACCCAGCUCUGGGAGUCCCAGCCUUUCCCGUGCGUCUCCCAGCUCCCAGCCCACUGUUUUCUAACCCACUCGCUUUUCCCUACUUUUUAACUUCAAUUCUAGCUGGAAACAGCCUGGAUCUCUUAAGAACCCCAUAAUUCUAAUAUUUAAAAUUAAAUCAAAACCCCAAAUCCACAGCAACAUCCCCCAAAUGCUGGUGCUUCAGGCUGGGAUGCAGAGGGGGGGGAUAUUUUUUGCAUAUGGAUCAUCAGAUGAUGAGCAUAUGGAUCAUUUUAUAAGCUUAUAGGAGAUAUAAAAAAGGUUCAGUUAUUUUAAUUUAGAGGUUUUAUAGCAACCUGGCUCCAUUGGCUCUUCCAGGUGAGGAAAAUUCAGACAUUCCACAGGCAGGAAUAUUAAUGGAAUUUUUAGGGUCAGUUUUUGCUCUUUCCAUUUCUCUCACACAAAAUCCCAUGGUGUUGCUUGGUGAGUGUACAGACACCUACAAAAUUCCAAUUUAUCUUUUUUUUUU